UCCAGAUGGCUCGUCGCGGCUUGAAAUACAUAAGCGAAGAAAAUUGUAGGCUAUUUCUAACAGGUAGCUAGCUAAAUUAUACGGGUUCUUGACGUUUGGUGGUGAUGAAACCCGAAAACCAACGGGGAAUAAGAACAAUAUCAGGCAUUUGGCGAGAUACCCGUAUUCAGAGCAGCUUACGAGGCGUGACCACCAGGACCCUCAGUGCCAGUGCAGCAGGGGCGCAGUGAAGGACAUGGCCACACCGUUCGUCCCCGUCCCCUUCCCGAUGGAGCGGGCCAGGUCGCGGGUUCGACGGACCGCCUCGCUGGGCAGCGUCUCCACCGGGUCGGGCUCCCCCUCCAGGGCCCCCGGGGACGAGACCAUCCCCGAAACGAGAGGGGGGUCCUCCCGGCCCUGUGCCACCCCGCCUCUGGAGUGCCACAGCCCUGUGACCCGGACCAGGCUCAACGGAACGGGCCCCUCUAUGGAGUACUCCAACCGACCCCGUUCCCAUGACGACUCUCUGGACUCGCCCCCGCGGGAGCGGCCUGUCACCCCUACCCUCCUGGGGUACGAGAUCAUGGAGGAGCGCGCCAAAUUCACCGUGUACAAGAUCCUGGUGAGGAAGGGCCAGGAGAGCUGGGUGGUGUUCCGCAGGUACACAGACUUUUCCAGGCUGAACAGCAAGCUCAAAGACAAGUUCCCCGGAUUCAGUUUUUCUUUGCCACCCAAACGCUGGUUCAAGGACAACUACGACACAGAGUUCCUCGAGGAGAGACAGCUGGGUCUACAGGUGUUCCUGCAGAACCUGGUCGCACGCAAAGACAUAGCCACCAGCUUGCCAGUGAGAGAGUUCCUGUGUUUGGACGACCCUCCGGGCCCCUUCGACAGUCUGGAGGAGAGUCGGGCCUUCUGCGAGACCCUGGAGGAGACUAACUACCGCCUGCAGAAGGAGCUGGUGGAGAAGCAGAGGGAGAUCGAGGAGCUGCGGAAGGCCCUGGAGGAGAAGCGGCUCCACAUUCACAUUCUGGAGAAAAGAGUCAAUGGAGACUCUCUGAGCCCAGAGAGUCUGGAGAGCCCCUGCAGGCUCUCGGGCUCCGGGCCGGGCAGUGAGGGCAGCACGGAGGCGGACAUCGACACCGAGUCCUCCGUUGUGGAGGCCGACCAGGAAAUGGACCUGGAGAACGGCUGUGGCGUCGCGGCCUCGAAGAAGGGUCACACAGCCUGCUGGUGCGGCCCGUUGCCCGGGAGUCCCCCGCCAAUCAUCCAGGUUACCCAGGUUACCCAGGAGCCGCAGCCACUGACCUGACCGCUCCCUCUGACCGCAGACCGGACCCUGCUCUCU
Molecule: messenger RNA, 1327 nt
Organism: Conger conger (European conger)
Lineage: Eukaryota; Metazoa; Chordata; Actinopteri; Anguilliformes; Congridae
Product: sorting nexin-16-like
Exons: 8
Coding region: 236-1291 (351 amino acids)
Biological process (GO): protein targeting to lysosome; early endosome to late endosome transport; endosome to lysosome transport
Cellular component (GO): late endosome; early endosome; extrinsic component of endosome membrane
Molecular function (GO): phosphatidylinositol binding
Source: RefSeq, a predicted model, not a curated record